UUUCAAGUGAGAGCCAAUGCUGACUAAAUUACACAUGCAAACAAACUCACACUUCAAUUCUAUUGCGUUUUUUUAUUGUUUAUUCGCAAAUAUGGUCUCGUUUACACGGUAACAAAACGAAAACAAUUCAUAAAUACCCGAGAUACGAAAUGUCAACAAACGUCAAACCAAUUUUGUUGUUUAUUCAUAUUUGUCUCUGGAAUUAAUCCAGUUGGCUUUUUUUUAUUUGCAACCGACAUUUUUGAUGGACGCAUUUGUAAUUUUAUGCCAAAAAAAAAAUUGAACGAUUAUUUUUCCGAGAAGAAUUGACACAACGAAACAUUAAACAUAACCUCAAUUGACAAUGACACCAAGACCGCCCGAACUAUAUGAUUCCGAUUCGGAGGAUUCCGAAUACGAAGGAUUUAUGAUGUCUAGUGACUAUGAUCAGUACGGGAACCGAAUCAGAAAGAAUAAUGUUACAGUUUAUGUUGAUCCAAAAAAAGAUUUGGCAAACGAUUUGAGUACUGCUAUUCGGUAUGGUCGACUGAACGAAUUUCGCUCGAUUUGGAUGGAACAUCGCAAUCGUCUUGAUAUAAAUCAGCCACUUUUGGAUGGUUCAAAUUAUACACCGUUGAUGUUAGCUUGCCAAGAGCGACAACUUGAAAUCAUAAAAUAUUUCUUAUUUGAAUUGAAAGCCGAAACAAAUGCAAAUUCAAAUGAUAUGACCGCUUUGAUAUUGGCCUGCUCUGGAUCACCUAAUUUGUAUGCUGACAAUAGCGAUGUAUUCCCCGAAGAAGAAGAAAAUGUACGAAAAAUUUGCGAAUGGUUGAUUGAACAUAAUGCAAUGGUUGACAAGGCAAAUUUACGACGCGAAACACCACUUAUGCACGCUGCACAAAAUGGAUAUACAUCGGUAAUUGAAUUGUUGUUGAACAAUCGAGCCACAUUGGAAGCUUGUGAUAAUGAAGAAAAAACGUCACUAUUUUAUGCGGUCAACAAUGAUCGAUACGAAGCAACAAAAACCCUUAUCGAAGCCGGAGCAUUGACUGAUAUGAGAGACAUUUUUGGUAAUACACCAAAGGCAUUGGCUGAAGCAAGAAAUAUUCCACGGAUUAUUGCACUAUUUCCACCGGAUCCCAUUGUCGACUAUGUGCCAAACACUGUUUAUUCCUAUAACACGUACAUGGAUCACAUACCAGAUGCAUUUCCAGAAAAGGAAGCUCCGGCAUAUUCUCCUGACCUUUAUACAAUGUUAAGUGGCAUGCGAGCAAAACAGAAUGAAUUCAAAUUCUACAAGUCUAAUAUCGGUUUACCGGAAUUUUUGACCGUUACUGAUGAACGUUUGCGUGAGAUUGGUAUUGAAUUUCCAUAUCAACGUAAACGAAUUUUGUUCGGUUUGCUAAGAUUUCAUGAAAAAAUAUGGUCACAAAAAUCGGUACCCAUUCCGAAACUGAAGAACACCAGCAUUCAACAGUAUUUUGAAAUUUUUUCGAAUUGCCUAAAACAAUUGGUUAUUAUCAAAUCUUCCUUGAAUUUUGUCGAAGAACAUGAAUUAUUUGUUGAAAAUGCCGACAUUAGCUUUGAAUCUCACGAACUACGUCAAGAAGUAAAUCAAGAACUUGAAUUUUUACGCAAAAAUGCACUCCGGCUCUUUCAAACCAUGCAAAAGAUCGAAAAAAAGUUGGCUGUGCCACCUCCGAUUAACAUUUGCCAAAACACGAUUCAAGAACUUUUAAAGAAAAACACAUUUCGUCAGCAACUUUAUUGGAAAUUUAAAUUACUUGGACUGGGAACGGUUGGAUUAAGCAUCGUCACUGUUGCCGUGAUCAAAUUUUUCGUUCGCUGAAAAACAGAAGAUAGAAACUAUUUUACAUAUUAAUUUAAAUCGUAAGAAAAUAUAUUCCAAGGAUGGCAGGAAUUAAAUUAAGACCAUAAUGCUAAUAGUCACUUUGCUGGGAUCAUUUUUUUUUUUGAACUUUUUAAUAAGAAAAUGAAUGUAAUUAUUACAUCUAUUUCGUAAGGUCGUGAAAAUUUUUCACCAGUGAUCAAAUGGCAUUUAUUGGUUUACUUUGAAAAGGGUCUUAAAGGCAUUCUCUUCCAAGCGCUAGAUUUACCGAUUUAAUUUUUGUCUUAAAAAUAUAAACUAGAAAUUUCAGUGAAAUUCAGUGGUGAUACAACAUUUUUAUACAAUAAAGAAUUUCUAUAAGAUUUAUAAAAAAAAAUCAGAAAAAUUAUGAAACAUAUGCCCCAAUGAAAGAAAUAAAAUAUAUUAAUGCAUAAUUAUUAUGCACAACAGAUGGCA
Messenger RNA from Contarinia nasturtii (swede midge), 2284 nucleotides. RefSeq lists its product as uncharacterized. Gene Ontology annotation, molecular function: protein binding. Lineage: Eukaryota; Metazoa; Arthropoda; Insecta; Diptera; Cecidomyiidae. The transcript has 5 exons. Gene Ontology annotation, cellular component: pi-body. Gene Ontology annotation, biological process: piRNA processing. The coding region runs from base 344 to 1828 and encodes 494 amino acids. The record is from RefSeq and is a predicted model, not a curated record.